AUGGAUUGUCAUUUGGUUGGAAAACCUAGAUACCUCUUUAAAGAACAGGAAGAGCCAAUGUUGGGCCGAGAAACCCCACCCUCCACUAAACGUGCUCUUAAAUUCGGUGUAGAUUUGCCUUCCCCACAAAAUGCUCCCUCUAAAAAUAUCAGCCCUAUUAAAAGCUUGAACCCUUACCAAAACAAUUGGACCAUAAAAGGCCGGGUAACAAAUAAGAGGAAGAUGCAUCAAUAUAACACGCCAAAGCGCAAUGGCCAAGUUUUUAGUUUCGAUAUUAUAGACGAAGAGGGUUGUGAAAUUAGAAUCACUUCCUUUGAUGAGAUAGCAGAAUUGCACUAUCACCGAGUUGAAAAAGGAGCUUUAUAUGUUGUUUCCAAAGGUACUGUAAAAGAUGCAAACACAAUAUACAAUAAGCUUAACAACCACCUUGAGAUUAUCUUGACUGAAACUUCAAUUUUGAAGCAAUCUACCCUCGAUGCUGUUGAGAUUGAAAAAAAAACUUGCUUCACCCCUAUUAAUGAAGUUCUCACCACCACCAACAAUACUUUGGUUGAUGUUAUUGGUGUUGUUGUCAAUGUCGAAGAGAUUUCUGUAAUUUGUAGAAAGGAUGGCUCUACUGUAAACAAGAGAAUAGUAAAAAUAAAUGAUAUGUCAACUUUGACAAUAGAUGUUAACCUUUGGGGCCUGCCAUCAGAACAACUAGGCAACGACUUGAAGAAUAUGCAUGCAUCUGGAACAUUUGUCAUCCUUGUUGUUCAAAAUGCACGGGUUGGUUAUUUCAAUGGAAAAGUCAUUAAUAUUUCAGCAUUUACAACUUUUGAAAUUAACCCUUCUAUUCCUGAAGCAGACCCACUCUGUUUAAGAGGCGUUGUACAACAACACCUUGAUCUACACUCUUUGGCUGUCCAUACCAAAAAUAACCAGUAUCAAAGAAUGUCAAUUGCAUCCAUCCUACAACGUCUUAGUAUUGUGUUGGAAACCACUGAGACUACUAUUACAGCUAUCUUGCGCUUCAUAAAGGAAUACCAGUUUUACUAUAAAACUUGUCCAUCACUGUUCAACGGUAAAGAAUGUAAAAAAGAAAUGUAA
Molecule: messenger RNA, 1089 nt
Organism: Cryptomeria japonica (Japanese cedar)
Lineage: Eukaryota; Viridiplantae; Streptophyta; Pinopsida; Cupressales; Cupressaceae
Product: replication protein A 70 kDa DNA-binding subunit A-like
Exons: 1
Coding region: 1-1089 (362 amino acids)
Molecular function (GO): nucleic acid binding
Source: RefSeq, a predicted model, not a curated record